Molecule: messenger RNA, 2349 nt
Organism: Pectinophora gossypiella (pink bollworm)
Lineage: Eukaryota; Metazoa; Arthropoda; Insecta; Lepidoptera; Gelechiidae
Gene: NGR-A13
Product: G-protein coupled receptor dmsr-1-like
Exons: 6
Coding region: 292-1458 (388 amino acids)
Biological process (GO): G protein-coupled receptor signaling pathway
Cellular component (GO): membrane
Molecular function (GO): G protein-coupled peptide receptor activity
Source: RefSeq, a predicted model, not a curated record
GGUAGAGCAGUAACAGCGAAGUCGCCGGUUUAGUAACACGUCUCGCGCCGCGCCGCACUGCGCUGGCCGUUGUAUGAAGUGCCGCUCUAGUGUAGCAGUUACAAACUCUUGACUAAUCGGAUAAAACAUUCAUCAAGCAACAGUUGUUCAUCGAAUAUUCUAUACAAUGAGACCCGACAACGACAAAACCCGGUAGCCGUAAGAGGAGGUGAGAUGAAUGAGGUUGCUGUGUGUGGUGCGUCACGUUAGCGCCGAUGACCGGCCGAGGGUGCGCGCGAGUGGUUGGCGAGCAUGGCGAACGCGACAGACGCGUACUGCGUGCCCGGCGCCACCGACUUCAACCGUGCCUACAGCCGCCUGCACGGCUACAUAGCCAUCGUCAUCUGCAUCGUCGGCUCCGCCACCAACUCUAUCAACAUCGCCGUGCUCAGCCGCCGGGAGAUGGCCAGCCCCACCAACUCCAUCCUCACCGGACUAGCCGUCGCCGAUCUCCUCGUCAUGCUAGAAUACAUACCGUUUGCACUCCACAUGAACAUCAAAAUAGGCCCGCAAGUCAACAAGAACACUUACGCCUGGGCAGUCUUCGUCUACUUCCACUCCAUCUUCAGUCAGACGUUCCACACGAUCUCAAUCUGGCUAGCCGUCACGUUGGCGGUGUGGCGAUACGUAGCCAUCGCAUAUCCACAGAAAAAUCGGUCUUGGUGCAGUAAAAGGAACACGACUCUUGCAAUAGUGAGUGCAUAUGUAAUAUGUCCGUUUCUGUGUCUUCCCAUAUAUUUCGCAAUGACUAUAGUGCCGAGUGAAGUGACUCCUCAAAACAAUUCCGAGUUCGCAGAGGAUCUCUCUCUACCUCAUAAUCGGACCGUUUACGUUUUAGAAAUGUCGAAAAAUGUGGAGUUAGUUACAGCAAUAAUGUGGAUUUACAGUGUAAUUUUAAAACUUGUUCCGAGCAUAGCUCUAUCAAUAUUAAGUACGUGUUUAAUAUCAAAGUUAACCACUACGGAGAGGAGAAGGCAGAAACUUCUCAAGAGGUCGACGGUUGGGCCCAACGAAGCAGAGAAGCAGUGCCUUGCCGAGGAGUCCUGUGCGCGGAGAUCAAGUCGCACGGAUCGCACGACGCGCAUGCUUCUUGCGGUACUGGGUCUCUUCCUGUCCACAGAGGUGCCUCAGGGUCUUUUGGGCCUGGCCAGCGCCCUCGCACCGGACUUCUUCAAGAGCUGCUAUGGGAUGUUCGGUGACUUGAUGGACGUUCUGGCGCUGUUCACAUCAUCAGUGAACUUCGUCCUCUACUGCAGCAUGAGUCGUCAGUUCCGUUGCACGUUCGCACGGCUGGCGCGACGCAUGCUCUCUGGCGCUGAGGAACCAGCCAAGUUUGCUGCCAAGCUAGAACCCACAACGCAGGUAUCCUUCUUUAAUAAGGGGUCACCGGGCCGCUAUAGCGACAGAUCCCCGCCCUGAUCAGGGUGGUAGAAGAGAGUAUUAUAUAAAUUUAAGAUUAUUUCGCUCUCUAAAUCGACGAGUAGAUAGUAGUUUUGAGUAUUUGUAAAUAGUAGUCAUAUUACGACCUAAACCCAUAGUGGCUAAAUGUUAUCAAGAAUAUAAAUGUGUAUAUAUUUAUAAGUUAUGUUUGUAUUAUUUAAAACAAAUAAUUUGUAGAGUAAUCCAGUCUAUGCUAGUCUUUGCGUCUUUUGAGCCAUGACGCAAAAACUAGAAUCGAAUUAUAAGUAUAUUAGAUGUAUAAACACCUCAUUUAUUACCUAUGAUUAUAGUAUGAUUAUUGUAAGGUAAGUAAUCAAUAUUUUAGGAUUGUUAAUUUACGUCUAGGGUCCAAAGAAUGAUUGUAAAUUUCAAACAACAAAUAAUUCAAUACUGAUCGAAUUUACAAAAUAGAUAAUUUGAAUUUUGCAUUUAUCUAUCAAAUAGAAAAAUGCGUGUGUAUGUUUCGACUAAAGAUUUUAAGUAUAAUGUGUUACUAAGUCAAAAUACUAGUUUACCUAUAUUGUGUCCAAGUAAGUGUCCCACAUUGUUGUAGUACCUAACUACUAUGAUUUAAUUAUAUUGAAGUAUGAGAAGGAUUUAUAAACUUAAAAUAUUUUUUUAUCGUACCUAAUCUAAGUAACUUUUUACAAAGUAAAGCUGUAUGCCCAUUUUACAAAAACCAUACCAAGUACCUUAGUUAUAUUCUAAGUUUGUAAAUAUAAAUAUAUGAAUGCCUAAAAUGGGCAUAGAGCUUAUUAAAACUAUCAUUUUUCUGAUGUUUCUUUACUAAAUAAAUCGUACAUAAUAAGUGUUCACGUAUCUUUUUGCACGAAUUCAUUUUCAAUAAAUAAAACGCCAUUUCCUUUUUAA